ACAAAGUGGUCCACAGAUCAGCUCUUCUACUCAUUCUGAAAGUGCAAGGUGUCACCAGUAGAAGAAGAAAGAAAGGUGGCCAGCGGAGAGAAAGAGCAUUCAGACAUGGCUGUGCGUAUCAUACGUGGGAUGGAGGAUCUGGUGGCAUCGGGUAGCCAGCUUGUCUGGAGCCUGGCGCAUCAGACACUGAGGAGCUGGUACAAUCGUGGGCUGAUGCCAUGCAGACGCUUCCUAGAAGCCUGGUUCAGGAUUGGGAAAUGCUACCAGAUGACAGAGGGCCGCCUGUGCCAAGUUCACCUCCUUGAUGACCGCAAGCUGGAGCUGCUGGUUCAGCCCAAGCUUUUGUCCCGUGAACUGCUAGAUCUGGUAGCGUCACAUUUUAAUCUGAAGGAGAAAGAGUACUUUGGAUUGUGCUUCAUAGAUGACACUGGCCAGAGUAACUGGCUCCAGCUAGAUCGUAAAGUCCUCGAUCAUUACUUCUCCAAGACUUCGGGGCCUUUGGAGCUCAAGUUCCUUGUGAGGUUUUACAUUGAGAAGAUCACCCUCUUGAAAGACAACACAACAGUGGAGCUGUUCUUCCUAAAUGCUAAAUCUCUAGUGUUUAAUGAGACCAUUGAAGUGGAGAGUGAAAAUGUGUUCAAGUUAGCCGCGUUCGCAUUGCAGGAGGCCAAAGGAGAUUACAGCAGUGCUGAAACUGCUACAUCAGACCUGAAACAGCUACCAGUCCUGCCCACCAGAGUAUUAAGGGAACACCCGUCUCUCAACUACUGUGAGGAAAAAGUGAUUGAACAUUACAAGAAGCUGAUAGGACUGACCAGAGGGCAAGCCAUUGUUCAGUAUCUGGCCCUGGUGGAGUCCCUGCCAACAUAUGGAGUCCAUUAUUACCCAGUGAAGGACAAGCAAGGAAUACCGUGGUGGCUGGGAGUCAGCUAUAAAGGCAUUGGCCAGUACGAUUGGCAGGAUAAGCUGAAACCUCGACAGUUGUUUCAGUGGAAGCAGUUGGAGAAUUUGUAUUUCCGUGAGAAGAAGUUUUCAGUGGAAGUGAACGACCCGCACAGAAGAGCAGUGACCAAGCGAACCUUUGGACAGUCUGGCCUGGUUAUUCACACGUGGUAUGCCAGCCAUUCACUAAUUAAAACCAUCUGGGUGAUGGCCAUCAGUCAGCACCAGUUUUACCUGGACAUGAAGCAAAGCAAAUCAAAGAUGACCACUACCAGGAGUUCAGGAGACAUCGCAGUAGACCUCACUGAGAUCUCCGCCCCCCGGAUCACUAAACUUUCCAGUAUUGAGAGCAAAAAUCACCUAAUAAUGGCCAGCAAUGGAAGCCUAAUCUCAACUGGUUCUGCUGACUCUGAAGUCAGCGAGGAACAGAAGAAAGAGAAGAUCGCUGAAUUGAAAAAGAAGGAAAAGGAACUUCAAGACAAACUGUCAGCGAAACUUGAAGAACUGAAAAAGAUCUGCUUAAGAGAAGCUGAGCUUACAGGAAGAUUGCCUAAGGAAUAUCCCCUGGCCACAGGUGAGAAGGUUCCUCACGUGCGACGGCGUGUUGGGACAGCCUUCAAACUGGAUGAUCUUUUCCCCUAUGAUGAGGAUCCACAUCUGAGGAAUCUGGAGAGUCGGUUUGCCUUGCAGCAAAAGAUUGUGGAAGCAGCCAUGAAGCUAGCCAAUGAGGCUGACCUGUGCAAGACUGUGAAAAGGAAAAGGAAGCACAACUAUCUUGACGCUAUGAGAAACCUGGAAGAGAUUGAGAAACAGAUCAACGACUACAGGGUCAAAAAAGGACAGAAACCCACUCAGAGAGCCUCACUGAUCUUACGAGAUGAUCCCCAGCCUUCAGAACUCAGCUCGCUAUCUGACAGCCUCACUCUGGAUGAUGAUGAUGAGCUUGGCUCCCAGAGGCAGCGGUCUCGUUCAGUCCAAUACUCCCCCAGACCACACCACGCAGACACUCUGGAUGCUCAUUACAAUAAAGACAGACGAGCCUCUGCCAAUGACCAGCUCGCAGACAGCAGAUUACAUUAUGACCAAGACCAGGAAGCGCACCAUUACAGUCACAAUGACACCUUAUCGGUCUACAGCAGCCCAUGUAAAGCAGCUUCCAGGCAGCCACGUGAUGCACGCAGCAUGCCACCCACUCCCCUCCUCACCCGCAACGCAUACAGCAGCACACAGCUGAGAUCAGAGGAUUCUCCACAACACUUCCGCCAGCGUAGCGGGAGUCUGGAGUCACAGUCUCAGCUCAUGAUCGAGACCAAACCAUCCAUGCCAACACUGACUGUCCCGUCAGCUCGACGCAGCAACAGCACCGAGAUGCUCGAUGACGGUUCCUCCUACACAAGCCAGUCUAGUGUGGAAUACAGCGUCCCUGGUAACCACCACACCCACGGGCGCAGAGUGCGCGGGCGCCACAGAAAAGACAUGUACGCCAACACGGGCAGCAUGCCCAACCUGGCUCAGCCAGACACUCGGUGCUAUGGCUACCAGCCUCGGGCUCGGCCCACCACAACAGCCUACUAUGUCACAGGCUAUCCCAACUACGCAGAACCGGAGCCUUACUCCAAUGGAGUCUAUGUUUACGACAAUGAAAUGGAGGGACACUAUAAUGUUAACCCUUCCUACCACCACACCCAAACAGCUUAUCAAAGCCCCAGCGUGUAUGGUCACUACGGUAAUGACGAGAUAGACGGUGCAUCACAGAACGUGUACGCCACGAUACGGCCAUCCAGGCAGCGUCCAGUGCCUCGAAGCAACGAACAGAUCAACAAGAACAUCCAGAAGGCCCUGGUGGCUGAACACUUGAGAGGCUGGUACAAACGUAACACUGCACAAAAACAGGCUGCGUACGACUAUGAGUAUGACAGAGGCUCCCAGCAGAGUCUGGGCUAUCCAACCACACAUGCACCACAAGCCUACAGCAGCAGGAACCUUUCCUACUCGUCAGUAGCCUCCAGUGGAAACUGGCACAGUCACAUGACCGGCAGUGCUAUGCUGGAAUAUGACAUGCCCGUGCAUGCACCGCAGUCUUUCUCUUACAGCACAGCCUCCUACGCCCACUCCACCCACAGCAGAUGUCUCCCAGAGUUUGAGUGGCGAGGAUGUGAUAGGAUGGCAUGCCCCCCUGGGUAUUUAGAGAGGUGUGGUGGUGCUUCCUAUGCUACUGACCAGGAAAAUUAUCCCCUCCCCCCCAAUAAUCAAAGUCACAGGAGAGAAGAAAGGAUCCUAUAUAGAUGUCAGCCAAAUGGACUCCCACAUCAACAGCCAAAUGCACACUAACAUGGACCCCGAAGAACAGCUUUACUGGCAUGAAGACUCAAAACCAGGAACAAUAGUUUAGCCGGAUACCUUACAACUGUGCAAAAACUUCACCUUGACAAAACGUCAUUGUGCCUUAAACUGCACUUACCUGUUUUGUAAUUUCCUUGUAAAAGGAACCCAAAGAAUGAAGGAAUUUAACUUCUGUGGAACUCAGCACGUUAAAUGAAGUAUUCUCAUUUCUGGAUCUCUUGAACGCAGUUGCCAAACUGAUGCCCAUCCCUGUAUUUUAAAUCACAACAAGAACCCCAUUGGAGUGUCUAAUCAUGGGGUUGCGAGUGUUUGUAGUGAUGGGACCUGUGCACUGAAACUAUACCAAGCCCUGCAGUGGACUGAAUGGUAUAGCAAAGGGUAUAGCAUUACUCUUUAGAGAUACUGAACCAAGGACGAAAACUGUCUCUCUAAGAGGAUACCGAGCGGCAAUGAACAAAGAACAUGACUGAUCCUGUUGUGCUACUUGCACACUCAUAUGAACACUGUAACCAUGAAGGAUUAGACACGGAUUUAUAAGGUCAUUAAUGAAGCACUGAACUCGUUAAAUAGGAGUCGAGAGAAAAGGCUACUUCCGGAAACAUUCUGCAGUCACCUGAUCCACGUUUCUAUUACAACAUCUGUUACCGUUCCGGUCUCUACACUCGUUUGUCAUUUACAAAGUAUUCAGUUUGCUUCACUGUCAAUACUUACACCAUAAUUGAGCCAAAUGCUUAUUUGUUGCACCACUUAAGUAUUACCUGAGUCACCAGUUUCGAAUAUUACUGCCUCUGUGGGAAGACAGAAAAACCAGUUUUGUUUUGUUUUGAACAUGGUUAUUUCAUCCAUGCUGGAAAUCAUGGACUGGUGCUCCAAAUUUCUCUCAAGAGAUUAAAACUGUGUAAAUGUUGGUAUGUAAAUACACUGGCUUAGUCUUUUUUUAUUAUUUUAGAGCAUUUUUAUGUAUUUGAAAAGCAUGUAAUAUAUAGUAAACAAUUAUUGUUAAGCUGGUUCUUAGUAAUUUGUAUAAUUACAAUGGUUUGGAUUAAAAAAAAAUUGAAUUUCCCAGUG
Messenger RNA from Maylandia zebra (zebra mbuna), 4353 nucleotides. It is a transcript of the gene frmd4ba, whose product is annotated as FERM domain containing 4Ba. Gene Ontology annotation, cellular component: cytoskeleton; bicellular tight junction; adherens junction. Gene Ontology annotation, biological process: establishment of epithelial cell polarity. The record is from RefSeq and is a predicted model, not a curated record. Gene Ontology annotation, molecular function: cytoskeletal protein binding. NCBI's taxonomy places the organism in Eukaryota, Metazoa, Chordata, Actinopteri, Cichliformes, Cichlidae.